This is a messenger RNA of Paramecium sonneborni, 1556 nucleotides long. Lineage: Eukaryota; Ciliophora; Oligohymenophorea; Peniculida; Parameciidae. The record is from the annotation of a GenBank genome assembly.
GAUCAAUGGAUUAUGAUGAUUUAUUUCGUUUAUUACCUAAACCACCUAAAAAAUGGACUACAUAAGAAGUGCUAGUGUGGUUGAAAUAUAUUGGAUAUAGUUAAUUGGAUACUUAUUUUGGUAAUGAUUUAAAUUAGAUUUUAGUUAAUGAAUGUGUUGAUGGUUCAUGUUUAGAGAUAUUAACAGAUCAAGAUCUUUUAGAUAUAGGAGUCUAAUCUCCAUUAUAAAGAAAGAAACUUUUAUAAUGUAAAUAUAAUUAACCAUAAAAUACAGGGAUUCAAAUUGGUUUGAAAGAAUUCACAAAUUAUUGUAAAACACAUAUAAAAAAUGAAAUUGCUCCGAAAAUGGUUCAAACUUUUAUGGAAGUUCAAUCUAUUUCUUCUCCUAGAGUUGAAAUACCUUAAUAAGAUAGAUUACCUUUGAAAGACAUUCAAGAUAAAAUAUUAUAAUCAAGACAUGAAUAUGAAAUGGAAAUAGAUGAAAAAACAACCAUGGGAUAGAUUCCAAUUGAACCACUUCCAUCUCCAGGAGCAAGAUAAAAAAAAUAAUUCAUUUUACCUGUUCAAAAAUCUUAAUCAAAAAUAACUGAAGAAGACUUAGCUAGAUAAGUUUAAUAAAGCAAUAAAAAAGUAAGUAUAUUUUUUAAAUGAGAACAUAUUUGCCUAAUUAUAAAUGUAACCAAUUUAAAAGCCUAUUAUAUAAAGUCCUUAGAAAUAACAAUUAUAAGAAUCUGAUUAUUAUUUACCUUAAUUCGGAACACCUAGAUUUGAUAAAUAAGAAAAAAAAGACUCUUAAGAAUUCCCAUAAAAUAAUUAAAAGUUAUAAUAAUAGUAAUAUUCAAUUUAAUCACCAAAAACACUAUAAUAAUAAUAAUAUUAAAUUUAAUCACCAAAUACACAUAAAAAUUAGUUAAAUAUUAAAAUAAAAAAAGAAGGAUUACCAACAUAAAAAAAAUUAAUUACUAAAAAUGCUACAAUAGGAAGAAAUCCAGAAAAUGAUAUCUAAUUAAACCAUGAAUCUGUUAGUAGGACUCAUGUUUGGGUAAUUUAAUUUUUUUAAAUCUAGUUAACUUAUAAAGAAAAAUAGUUUUAUUUAUAAGAUAGAGGAAGUUUAAUAGGUACAUUUAUUCUUUUAGAAACUAAAACUUAAAUUAUGCAAGGUUAUAUUAUUUAGAUGGGAGCAACAGAAGUAAUAAUUUAAACUCUUUAAGUUAAUGGAUAAUGUAAAAUAUUAAAUUUUAAUUAUUUUAGAAUGUAAUAUAGUUUUAGCAUCUUAAAUGGGAUCUGUUUAAUUUACUUUAUUAAAUGGGAAAUCUAAAAUGAUUGGAUCCUAAACUUUUGGUGAUUAGACUAUGGCAUAUGAUCAUGCAUUAUUAGAAUUCACUAAUGAAGGACUAAGUAUUGAAGAUUAAAAAACUUCUAGUGGGUAUUAAUUUAGAUUUAAAUAGAACUUGGAUGAGAUUAAGCAAAUCUGGAGUUUAAUCAUAGAUUGUACCUUUAAGUAGAAGGAGAGUCAUUAAAAUUGCUGAAUAUAUUCUUAUUAUAGAACCGGAAUGA